GACACCAAUGCCAUUGCAGGUGACAAGGAAGGAGUGCCAAAACUAUUGCCUAAGAUUAUGCAACCAACAAGCGUGACAAGUGGAUCUGGCCAGGAGAGGCAUGAUGACUUCAAUUUGACUGCAACAGACAUUUGAGUGCAGCAGAAACCAGCGCAGAUUCACAUGGACUCUCAAGCGAAGGUUCAGAAGAGGAGGGCAGCUGUGGCAACAACAACAGCAGCGCCUGAUGGUGGCUACGCCUGGUUCGUCUCACUCUCCUGCUUCGUAGUCUUUGGUCUGACCUUUGGGGUCAUUAAAGCCUUUGGUGUAUUCUAUGUUGAGAUACACAAAUACUUUGAAGCCACAGCAACAGAAACAUCAUGGAUCACCUCUAUCGCUGUGGCUACCAUUCACAUUUUAGCUCCUGUAGCAUCUGCUCUGAGUGCUCGCUACAGCCAUCGCUCUGUAGUGAUAAUGGGUGGACUAAUUUGCAGCUUGGGAGUCGUGACUGGGGCUUUUGCUGGUAACCUGAUUGAACUCUACCUGACAGUGGGGUUCCUAAAUGGUUUUGGUUAUGCAUUAACCUGGACCCCCACAGUGACCAUGCUGGGCUUGUACUUUGAGAAGAGGCGUCCGGUGGCUAAUGCCUUGGCCAGCGCUGGAGAGUGCAUUUUUACCCUUGUCCUCACACCCCUGUUCCAGCUGUUGAUUGAUAGUUACUCUUGGAGGGGUGCUUUGGUGAUCCUGGGGGGACUGCAGCUUAACCUGUGUGUGUGUGGGAUACUGCUGAGACCCCUAAAAGCCACAAGAGAUGUGGUUUGUGUCAGUGAGGUCGAAGCAGAAGAGCAAGGCUUUUCGCUGGAAUUGCUCACAAAAGAGGACUCGGAGCAGAGCAAAGCAAACUGUCAAGAGACAGAGCAGCUGAGAAUAUAUGAGGGCUUUGAUCAAGGGACAGUCGAGGUACAUCUUCAAGACCCUGAGGAGAUACCCAAUUCAAUUAAAGACUCAAACUGCAGGAAUAAGAGGACUGAAUUAAGGACCAAAAUCCUGCGAUAUGUAGAUUAUACCCUCAUCACCAAUACGCAAUUCAUGGUCUACUCAAUGUUUGGGGUGUUUGCUGCUCUGGGUUUCUUUGCUCCAGCGUUGUUCCUGAUUCCUUAUGCUCGCAGUAAGGGGAUUGAGGAGUACCAGGCGGCUGCGCUCAUGUCCAUCUCGGCUGCGCUGGACUUGUUUGGAAGGGUGUUCUUUGGCUGGGUGGCAAACCUGAGACUGGUGGAGAUGGUGCAACAGCUGACGGCUACAGUGAUUCUGCUGGGUACUGUGUUACUCCUCUGCCCACUGGCCUCCUCGUUCUUAGAGCUGGCUGCUGUCAGCACAGCUUAUGGCCUGGUGUAUGGUGCUGUUGUCUCCAUCCACAUCACUGUGCUGGCUGAGGUUGUGGGCGUCCACAGGCUUGGAAGUGCACUGGGAUUUUUCAUGCUCAUACGCAGCAGCGGAGGGCUGCUUGGACCACCCAUCGCUGGAUACUUCAUUGACAAGAUGAGUGAUUACGGGAUGGGUUUCAUCAUGGCAGGAGUGGCUCUCAUUGUCUCUGCCCUCUUCCUGCUCCUCCUCCGGCAGAUAAACCGCAGGGGUCAGAGGUCGACCGCCAAGAAUCACAACAUGCAUACGCACAAAAUGGGACAAAGCCUCGGAGCUGAAGCCAAAGAGCUUGGCAUGACAUGAAAGAUGGAGAACUAGUUCCUGUUGCUGAUGGACACCGAAUUGGAUCUCACAGUCAAAAAAUGGAAAAGUUACAGAUAAAACUGAGGCAGCGGAGUUUAGAGGUCUAAAACAAAUUGUCAUGUGAAGAAUCAUCUCCAAGAUCAGGGCCGUCAGAUUUCAAUGGGAGUCUGUCUGUAAGUGAUUAGAUUCUUUCCAGUCAGUAUGAUCUCAGUCUGUCACACAGGCAGCAGAAAGUGUGUGUUUGCAGGGAAUGAUGAAAUUGAUAAAUCCUUUAGACAGUAUGCAGCAGAUCUGCAGAUUAGGGUGGGAGGGGUGGUCAGACCAGGGGAGGGUUUUGUUUUGUUUUUGUUUUGAAUGUCACCAAUAGGAUCAGUUCUGCGGGGGCAUUUAAAAUCACAAUUCUUUAAAAAAAAUAUAUAUUUCAUUUUGCACAUGAAACCAAAUUACCUGAUUCAUAAAAUAAGAUUGUAGAGGAUGGUUACUGGUAGUGUAGCAGUCAGUAGUUCUUGCUUCAAACAUAGAGAGUGGCUGGAAUAUUUGUGAAAUGUGAUGCAUCAUUUGUUUGAAAAUUUGCCAGUUGCUAGUUUCAUUUCUAAUGUAUUUGGUUAAUUUGUGAAAAUGAAUGUCAAUUAAAUACAUGAAAUGUUUAAAUCAGGCUAAUUAAUCUUAAAUAGUUUAUGUUUUUCCUCUUAUAGUUAUUUAUUAUCAAAGGAGUUUUACCAAUGUUGUACAAUAUUAAGGUACGGGCAGGAGGGUUUUACAGUUUUUUUUCUAAGUCAAUGUAUGUGUUUUACAUAUGUUGUCUUAAAAGUCACUCUUUGUUA
Messenger RNA from Seriola dumerili (greater amberjack), 2528 nucleotides. RefSeq names its product monocarboxylate transporter 2-like. Lineage: Eukaryota; Metazoa; Chordata; Actinopteri; Carangiformes; Carangidae. Gene Ontology annotation, molecular function: monocarboxylic acid transmembrane transporter activity. Gene Ontology annotation, biological process: transmembrane transport; monocarboxylic acid transport. The coding region runs from base 163 to 1704 and encodes 513 amino acids. The record is from RefSeq and is a predicted model, not a curated record. The transcript has 6 exons.